GUCGUGGGCGUCUCGAGUCGCAGAGUACGUGCGCGUCCGCUGCGAGGCGGUUGCGGCGCUGGAGCAGCUCGUGCGUGGCGAGGAGGUCACGCGGCCGCUGCUCACCCUGUACCGGGCGGGAGGAUGCGACGGCAGCGCCGCGUCGGACGCGGCGGCGCAGGUGCUUGGCUCGCGCGAAGGGCUCGGCGCCCUCGCCGCCCUCCUCCUCCCCGCCGGGGGCGCGGCGGCGGAACAGGCGGGAGGGGGCGCCUCCGGCCGCAACUCCGGCCCUCCCUCCCCAGAGUGGCUGUCGCGCGCUGUCUGCGCCGCCGGCAUGCUGCGGAGAGCGCUCGCGGCGCCCGGCGGCGCCUCGCUCGGGUGCGAGCACGGGGUUUGGCUGCGCGCGCUGCUUCGCGAGCGCGCACUCGUCCGCGCCGCGCGCGAGCACGAGCCGCUCGGCGUGGCUCUGCUGCGGCUGGAGGCGCUCGUCUCGCCGGCGGCGCUGCUGACGGAGCACGGCGUCGCGUGCCUCGCCGACGCCGUGUGCGCGCUCCUGCAGGGCCGGCCGCCCGACCACUUGCUGCGCCUAAUCUCGGGCCGGCCGCCCGACCACUUGCUGCGCGUCGACGCCGAGCUGGAGCCGGCCCAGGUGGGGCGGCAGCCCUCCGAGUACGACGAGCAGCGCGCGAUCCGUGAGGCGGUCGUCGCCCACCGGCACCCGCUGCUCGCGUCGCUGCGGCAGCUCGUGCGCGCCGCGGCGGGCAAACAGGGCGCGCUGCUCCUCUUCGGCGGCAAGUGCUUGCGCUGGGCCGAGCUGCUCUGGCUGCUCGAGGCGGCCGCCUCGCUCGCCUACUGCCUGCUCUGGCACCUGUCCAAGGGCGGGGCCGCGGCGCGGGCGCGCUGGUCGGAGCGGCUCGCCGGCUGCGCAGACAAGCUCGAGCAGCUGGUGCGGCUGCUCUCGCGCACCGCGACGCGCGCGGUCGCCCUCCGCCUCGCGACGCUCUGCGUGUCCCUGGUCGAUCUGCUGCCCGCGCAGGCCGCGAGGGAGCACGCGCUGCUGCCGCCGCUUGUCGAGCCGCUCAAGCACGCUCCCGCGGCGGCCGCCGCGCUGACGCUCCUCGAAGGCGUGUGUGACUGCCGCGUCUCGCUCUCACCAGCCGAAGAGAUUGCGGCGCAGGAGCCGGAGCUGCCCGACAGCGCGCUGCUCGCUCCGCUCGUCUCCACCCUCGCCUCCCUCUCGGGCGCCGCCGCCGCCGAGCGCGAGCCUGUGGCCACCAUCCUGCGGACUCUCUGGGUGGAGUUGGGAGCUUCCAUCGAGGACGCGCUCACCGUGCACUGA
This is a messenger RNA of Emiliania huxleyi CCMP1516, 1318 nucleotides long. RefSeq lists its product as hypothetical. The transcript has 11 exons. The record is from RefSeq and is a predicted model, not a curated record. The coding region runs from base 314 to 1318 and encodes 334 amino acids. Lineage: Eukaryota; Haptophyta; Isochrysidales; Noelaerhabdaceae.